GGCGCUCCAGUCCCCAAUGGUAUCUGCGCAGAAUCUCAUUCGCAAACUCCUUCAGAUUUUCAACUGGAAACUUAAGCCUCUGGCACGUUUGGAUUUCUUACCAGUUUACAGGCUUGUGACCCCUGUCUACAUUCCUCACAAUGAAAGGGGGAAGUUUGGAAGUAUUGCUAGAGCAUGGGUUUGGUGCUUUUAAUCAGGUCAAAGAGCAAAGUUAAAUCUGGUGCUGAAGAGGAUGAAUGUUGGCUUGUUGGGCCCAGGGAUACCCCAUGGAGUAGCCUUCUAACACCUGUGCCCACAAUUCAGCUGGAGAGUAUUGAUUUGUGUGAGAGGCCUAACAUUCAUUCUGCUUGUAUUUGCUGGAAUAUUGUUAUUAGCGCUCAGUUAUAAGACCUCCAUUUCCUGCAACAUAAUAAGCAGCACAGAUCUACUGGAUAUGGUGAUACAAAUUGGACUUCAUUGAAAUGUCAGUGAAAGUGCAAGGAGGUUACAGGAUAAUGUAAUGGUGUAAACAAAAGGAAUUCCUUGGAUUACUGUGCUGGAUUUCUGUGCCUUCAGGGAUAGGUGCUGUUGGAUUAUACUAGUGUUUCAAUUAUGAAAGUGAUAAUUACAUUGUAAGGUGUCGGAGAAAUUAAUGGUUUCGUUAUGUGGCCGUUAGUUUGUUUGUUGAUGACGCUAGCUGCCACGAAUAUUCAGCAUGCCUUCGCUCACACAAGCACAGAAAACAUGACUUUAUUCCGGUACUACCCUGUGGUACAGAGUCCUCCAAAGAUAACCUUGGCCCCCAAAAGUCAGAAAGUGGCAGAAGAUGGCACAGCCAGCUUCUUUUGCAAAGCAUCAGGCAACCCAGCUCCAUCAAUUGCCUGGGAGAAGCGAGGGAAGACUAUUGUCUCUCGUCGUACUCGUUACGAAAUUGUAGAUGUACCUCAUAUGUCAGUUUUGCGGAUCAAGCCAGUUCGAGCUGCUCGAGAAGAUGGGUUAUAUACUUGUGUUGCCACCAAUUCUUUAGGAGAAGCUCGCGCAAAUGCAACAUUAUACGUCUAUAAGAAGGAUGAAGUCAAUGGGGGUGGUAAUCCAUGGGUGGUUACAUAUAAAGAGUUCCCAUCAGGCUACCCACGCAUUUUGCUGCAUCCGAAGCUCAAGUCAGUGGAGAAAGGACUCAGCACCAUCAUGCAGUGUGAGGCUGCUGGUGAACCAGACCCCACCAUUAUGUGGCUAAAGGAUUAUGUACCAGUUGAUCUAAGUGACCCACGAAUACAGCUGCUAGAAUCAGGAUACCUUCAAAUUCACAACAGCCAAGAAUCAGAUGAAGCCACCUAUGAGUGUUUGGCAGAGAAUGAACUGGGAGUGGCUUACUCUUAUCCAGCUAUGAUGUAUGUCAAAGUUCGGCGAGUCCCACCAAGAUUUUCCAUUCUGCCAGAGGAUCAGAAUGUGAUGCCAGGAUCCGAUGUGAACCUAACUUGUGUAGCUGUAGGCUCUCCAAUGCCUUUGGUUAAGUGGCGACAAGGAGCAUACGAUUUGACAGAUGAGGAUAAUGUUCCUGUUGGAAAGAAUGUGUUGGAGUUGAAAGAUGUACGAGAAUCCAAAAACUACACAUGUGAAGCCUCUUCUGAUCUUGGCAACAUAGAGCAUGUGGUACAAGUCAUUGUGGAAGCGCCAGGAACACCUCCUCGCAAUAUCCGUGCAAGAGCAGCCAGUUCCACUACCAUAGUAGUAUCAUGGGAUGAACCAGAAAUCCCCAACGGAAUCAUACAGGGAUACAAGGUCUUCUACACUUUGAAACCAGAAGAUCCAGUAUUUUUUUGGGAGCAGCAAGAAGUCAAAAAUGACAAUCGACUCACAACUAUCUCUGGAUUGGAACCAAACCAAACUUACACCAUCUCAAUCUUAGCAUAUUCUUCCAUUGGCCCAGGACCCAUGUCACACCCAAUUCAGGUGCUUACCACACAGGGAGCAGGCUUCCAAGUGCCCUACCAGCCUCUCAACUUACAUGCUGAGGCUAUUUCUCCUAAUGAGAUUGUGGUUAAGUGGGAUGCUCCUCAAGAAGCUGACAGCAUCAUCAGUUAUGAGCUUUACUAUAAUGAUUCACAUACUCGACAGAAUGUGCGCUUUAGCAUACACCCACCUGUCAGCAGCUACCGCUUGGAAGAUCUCACACCUGAUACUGUUUAUCAUAUCCAGGUGUCUGCUAAGUCUUCACGUGGGGAAGGACCCCGCACACCUACUGUACAGGUCAAGACCCAUGCAUUCGUCCCUGAGGCACCUCCACAGGAUGUAAGCGGCAGGCCAAUAGAUGAGCACCAAAUCAAGGUGUCAUGGAAACCACCCAUUGCAAACAAACAGAAUGGUGCCCUUGCAGGAUAUAAGAUCUAUUUCGUGGCAAAUGAAGCAGGUAAAACAGACAAUGAUGCCAUCAUGAAAAAUGUUGACUCAAGCUCACUGUCCAGCAUACUGGAUGGACUUUCAACUUGGACGGAGUAUAAAAUAUGGGUGGUGGCCUACACAGCAGUGGGUGAUGGACCAGCCUCCCCACCUAUCGUGGUACAGACAGAUGAGGAUGUCCCAGGUGAACCUCGUAAGGUGAAAGUGGAGGCAAUCAACUCUACAGGAAUCUUUGUGGAGUGGACAGAACCAAAAGAGCCUAAUGGCAAAAUCCGUGGCUACCAAGUUUACUACAUUGAGGUCAACAGCAAUGAUGAACCAAUCCCUGGCCGUGCUGAACGCUAUCAUGAUACUUUCAGUGGUAGUACAAAAGAAGCGGUUAUUACAGGACUAGAUCCUGACACUCGCUACCUCAUUCAGGUAGCAGGAUACACUCGCAAAGGUGAUGGUAUGCGCAGCAACCCUCGAAUCAUCACCACCAAGGGGGCAGUGCCUACUCCACCUCGAAAUCUUCAUGUCAAUCUCAUACAAGAAGACCCACCCAGUGUUAAGGUUACAUGGCAGCGCCCACGAGAUACAUAUGGGUCACUGGAGAACUAUAAGAUCAUCUGGGGCCCUCAAGGAGAACGCUAUGAAGAAAAAAUCAUGUCUGCUGAUGUUUAUUCAUAUGUCACAAGUACUUUGGAUCGUGGCACCACUUAUGAAUUUCGAGUCUCUGCUAAGAAUAAUGUGGAUUAUGGCGAAAGAGCUGUUGACACCAUUAGAACACCAGAUGGGGCACCAUCUGGUGCACCUCAGAACUUCACUGCCACAGGCCUCACAGAAACAAGCGUGCGACUCACCUGGGACUUGCCAGCACGCAACCUGCGGAAUGGAGAUAUCGUUAUGUACCAGAUCACCUACCACAAGCUUGCAGAUGCUAUCAAUGAGGAGGACCUUAAUAUAACAGAUACUUUUGUUGAUAUUGUUGGCCUUGAAAUGGACACUGAUUACAUUUUCAAGAUAAAGGCCUACACUAGUCGUGGUGCUGGUCCCUGGAGUAAUAGACUUCACUUUCGUACCUUUGGCCGCAUGCCACCUCCACCACAGAAUGUCAAAGUACGACGCACAUCUAGUACCUCCAUUGAGGUAACUUGGGAUGAGCCCAACUUUCCUGUUGCUGGGUACAAGAUCUACUAUAACAUGUUUGCAACACCAGCCAUGUAUGUUUGGCAGCAAAUGGAAACUGGUCCAUACACCGUAGCUGACAUUGGUGGUCUAGAGCCACAUACUGUUUAUGCUGUUAGGGUGCAAGCAAAGUCAGUGGAUGGUAGAUUUGGCAAUCUCUCAGAAACUGUCACCACCGAUGUAAAAGAAGUCCAACGGGACAAUGUGGUGCAGAACUUUCAUGUCACUCAGCGCCUAACUAAUUUGGUCAGACUUUCCUGGUCUCCUUCUGAGAAACCUGGAGUCAACAUAUAUUUGCUGAAGUAUAGUGGUGUCAAGACAUACCGGGAAAAUGGGCAGGUCAAACAGAUCAAUCAAGAUCCACAAGAAGUUCGCAUCCCAGGGCAAAUGACUUCGUGGACUGUUAAAAAUCUUCAGCCUAAGAUGAAAUUUGAGUUUAACAUUAGUGUCAUCUUUCAGGAUGGAGAGACUGGACCUGAUGUGCACAUAACUACAGAGACAUUAAUAAAUGCACCACCUUAUGUUGAAGCACCUGUGGUUAGUGCAGUGGAAGGUGGGACCAUUGUCUUAAAACUAGAGCGUGCCUCAGAGAAGAACGGUCCCAUCAGCCACUACCAUAUUGUGGUGGUUCCUCUCAAAUCUGGCAGUGUCAACAAGAUGCCUUCAGACUUUACAAUGGAUGAUCUGAUUUAUGAUAAUAUGGGCAUGGAUAAGCCAGCAUCACGACCUUACAUUGCUGCACGAUUUGAGGCACAGGCUCUUCCACCACAGUUCUACCUUGGCAAUGGACAAGAGUAUGGUGCCUUUGUCAACCGCCCCUUAGACAAAGAUGACAAGUAUCGUGUCUUUCUGCGUGCCUACUCUGUUGACCCAAGACUUUACAAAUCCAGUGACUACUCAGAUGAAAUAGACAUUUCGGGUGUUUCUGGAAGCAGUAAUGUUCGUACGACAUCAACUGCUGGUUCAAAUGGGAGUGGCAAGGUUUCUACUCUACCUCGAGGUCAAGAAGUGCAGGAUUUUGAUGAAAAAGAUAUGCUUUUGACUAUUGUGGCUCCUACAUGUAGUGGUGCAGUUCUCAUCAUUUGCAUCUGUGCUGCUAUUACUUAUUUGAUGAUGCGCCGUAAGAAUAAAUCUAAGUCUGUUAUGAUGGAGCCAGAAGCAAAGGCCCUGAUGGUGGAUGUACCCCCUUACCUUGUUGACCCUGUUGAGAUGCGACGCCAGCAUUACCAAACACCAGCUAUGAUCAGCCAUCCACCCAUCCCAAUUGAACGCCUUGGAGAACAUAUAGAGAUGUUAAAGGCUGCUGACAAUCUCAAGUUCUCCCAAGAAUACGAGUCCAUUGAGCCUGGGCAGCAGUUCACCUGGGACAAUUCCAACUUAGAGGUCAACAAACCCAAGAACCGCUAUGCCAAUGUUAUUGCUUAUGACCACUCUCGUGUUAUUCUUCAACCAAUUGAUGGCGUACCAGGCAGUGAUUAUAUCAAUGCAAAUUACAUGGAUGGUUACCGCAAACAAAAUGCAUACAUUGCUACUCAGGGACCUUUACCUGAAACAUUUGGAGAUUUCUGGCGCAUGGUGUGGGAACAACGAUCAGCAACAGUGGUUAUGAUGACCAAGCUAGAGGAGCGUUCUCGAAUCAAGUGUGACCAGUACUGGCCAUCACGUGGGGCAGAGACCUAUGGCCUGAUGCAUGUGCAGCUUGUGGAGGUGACAGAAUUGGCAACAUACACUAUUCGCACCUUUCAUCUGUCCCGGUAUGGAUGCCCAGAAAAGCGAGAAGUCCGACAGUUUCAAUUUACUGCCUGGCCAGAUCAUGGAGUGCCAGAUCAUCCCACGCCACUUCUUAUGUUCAUGCGAAGGGUUAAGGUCAGCAAUCCACCCGACACUGGUUCAAUGAUUGUCCACUGCAGUGCUGGUGUUGGGCGCACAGGUGCUUUCAUUGUCAUUGAUGCCAUGUUAGAGCGUAUCAAGCAUGAAAAAACCGUAGAUAUCUAUGGCCAUGUAACAUGUCUUCGGGCACAACGCAACUACAUGGUACAGACAGAAGAUCAGUACAUCUUCAUCCAUGAUGCUUUGCUGGAAGCAGUGCAAUGUGGUAACACUGAGGUCCCUGCCCGCAAUCUGGCAGCUCACAUUCAAAAACUUACUCAGCCUGAACCUGGAGAAACAGUGACAGGCAUGGAGCUUGAAUUCAAGCGCCUGGCCAAUGUAAAGGCUAGCCCUAAUAGGUUCAUCAGUGCCAACCUGCCUGUAAACAAGUUUAAGAACCGACUUGUGAAUAUUCUGCCCUAUGAGUCAACAAGAGUGUGUCUACAACCUAUACGAGGUGUUGAUGGUUCUGACUACAUCAAUGCCAGCUUUAUAGAUGGUUAUAGAUACAAGAAGGCAUAUGUAGCUACACAGGGACCAUUAGCUGAAACAACAGAAGAUUUUUGGCGCAUGUUGUGGGAGCACAACUCCACCAUCAUUGUCAUGCUUACCAAGCUUCGCGAAAUGGGGAGAGAGAAGUGUCACCAGUACUGGCCAAGUGAGCGAUCAGCACGUUACCAGUACUUUGUUGUGGACCCUAUGACUGAGUACAAUAUGCCCCAAUAUAUACUGCGUGAGUUCAAGGUUACAGAUGCCAGGGAUGGCCAGUCUCGCACUAUUCGUCAGUUCCAGUUCACAGAUUGGCCUGAACAGGGUGUGCCAAAGUCUGGUGAAGGCUUUAUCGACUUCAUUGGUCAGGUUCACAAGACCAAAGAACAAUUUGGCCAGGAGGGGCCAAUUACUGUGCACUGCAGUGCUGGUGUGGGGCGGACUGGGGUCUUCAUCACACUUUCCAUUGUCUUGGAGCGUAUGCGUUAUGAAGGAGUUGUGGACAUGUUCCAGACUGUUAAGAUGCUACGCACCCAGCGUCCAGCAAUGGUCCAGACGGAGGAUCAGUUCCAGUUCUGUUACCGUGCUGCUUUGGAGUACCUGGGCUCCUUUGAUCACUAUGCAAACUGAGACAGCAGUGCUGUGAAUGCUGGUGUCUGCCAGUUCUUGGGCUUCACCAGAGGAUUCGAGCCCAUCAUCAGACACUGGAAUCUUUCUUCACAUGGUGAUCAAGAGUGUGAACAAAAUGGAAAUGUGUUGAUCUCCUCUCCACUCAGGUUAUGAACAACAGCCUACAGACUGUGGAGAAACUAGAGCCACAGAUGGCAGCAGAAGAAUGAGGACUGUUUAGGGAGAGAUAAUGUGUGUGACUGUUGAGAAUGGCUUGCCCUUGGUACAAAGCUGCAGACAGCCAGGAGGCUGCAAGUUGGGUGGGUUGGGGAGGGAGGGAUCUAGACAGGUUGCUGUCUGCAUAAACCAGAGUGCACGAUGGCUUCCAUUGAAACCUGGUGGUGCUGCCAAGGUCUGAUGAGUGCUUUUGCCCACCAGAGUACAUUGACUCCACUUUUGAGGAGACUCAUCUUACACCAUCUUCAUUGACGGCAUCCCCAUCUGGAUUUGGGCCGUUGCUCAGGAGCCUACAGUGGUCACAUCUGACUUUGUUGUCUGUGUUGUCCAGUUUUACUUUGGUGCUUUAUGCUGCUACACCAUCUCCAUACAUGCAGUGACUAUCACUUUCACCACAUACUAGGCACACUCCAUGUGCAGUGUGUUGAGGUACUUCAGCACAGAUUCUUGGAGGAUUUGGGUUUGUGUACGCAAGAUGAGAAGAAAAUUGUGCAGAAAUUGGCAUGUUCCAAUUUAUGUUUAAUGUAAGAACAACUGGGAAAGCAGUUACUAUAGUUACCAAUAUGAGUUCUGUUUCUGUCAGUGACAGCACUAGCACAACCCACCAAUCCAGGAAAUAGUGAUGGUCUUGUAGAAUAUAGUUCAGCUACAUGUAGACUAUGACUUUGACAGGAGUCUGUAUAUAUAUAUAUCCCUAACUGUACAAAAAUGAAACAGAAUACAAGUCAAGAUAAACAUUUCCUCAUUUAUGUGCUUUUAUCUUUCAAACUGUACAGCAUUUUCAGUGUUGUGGCUCUAAGUGAUGAAUGUUAUGUCUAGCUGAAUUCUGUCCCAUACCUUAUGUUCAGAUCAGUUGGUGCAGGCUUUUAAAGAAUACAUUCACAAAAUAGAACAAGUUGCAGCAGUGGUGUAUUAAGGUGAAAGUACUACACCUUGCUGGUGUACUUGCUACACCAUGCUGGUGUACUAAAGUGGUUGUGCUACAAAUUCACUGCCUUCUUCCCCCAUCCUCAUUGCCAUAACAUACCAAGUCUUAGGAGGGAGGUGAUGUUGUUAGCUGCCCCUUGCCAGCAUGCCUUUCAGAUGUACCACCAUCCUUUUCCUUAAAAUUCUUGUUCCACCCUGUCCUGCAUUCAGCAUAUGGACCAGCAACACAUUACAAUUGCUAGAGACUACAGUUACUGGGGGCAGCAUGGCUGGUGGAGUCAGACUAGGGAUAGCCUCUAUAUUAUCAGCAGGCAUUGUCAGCAUAAGCCUGGCUUGUCCGACAUACCACUUACAGCAGUCUUCAACUCCAAAAUGUACCCACUAGAGUAUGUAUUUGAGCAGAAACAUGCACAUAUACACUGAGCUACUGCUCCAGUAAGAGGAAAUAACUUCAUUAUGUUGGUGUGAAUGGGGGAAAUGAAGGCUAUGCAUAUUUAAAUUACAUCAUUUUAUUGUAUAGUUUAGUAGUUUGAAGACUGUAUGCGGGUCAUGUCGCACUAUCAUCGGAACUGGUUUCCUAGAGGACAACUUUUUUUUUUUUUUUCUAGAAAUAAAACUGUAAUCAUGUUUGUAGACCAUUUUUAUUUUCAUGUUUUUUAAAAUCAUAUUGUCAAGCAGAUUACAUCACUUACAUUUUAUUCUCCAUUGUAGUCGGAUGUUGGUGCCAGUGUACACAGGAUGUUUUGUAUGUCAACUAUGUUAACAGUGGGGUCAUUACAAGAGAGUAUUGUUAAGUGACCAGCAGCAAGCAGCCAAGCCCACUAUGAAAAGACAUAGAUGGCAAAUAUGAGAUGAAAGAGACCAUGUCUUCUCACGGUGGAAUGUUGCAACAAGUAUUUUGUGGUCAUCAGCUAUUGCUGGGCAUGUUCCUAGCUCAUAUGGCCAUAUGUAUAUGAACACCUGUAAUAGUCAAGGAAUGAGUUGUGACUGACAGUGUGCAUGUCUCAUGUCAAGUUGACAGUAUUAGAUCUGAGACCGAUCCUUGAUCAAGAAGACUAGUAUAAGUGUAAUUUGUAGGUUAGUCUAUCUACAAGUAUAAGAAGAUUGGAUGGUGUGUAUCUGUGAACACACAUGACAAGUUGGGUCACCUAGUUCCUUACUUUGCCACCUUUCAGAUUCCUGUAGUUUAUCAUUGUUUGAAGUGACUGCAGUGGCCACCAUGUCUUCACAGUGUUUUGAACAUGCCCUUGCCACUCUGCCGUCUUUGUCUUCUGGCAACAUCAUUCUUGUGCAGCAGUUUCUGGAACCUGCAAGCAUGAGAUGGUGAUUUUUCUAAUUAAAGGUCUGCUUUGCCUGCUGAAAAUUGUGGGCUUGUUUGCAACGGACUGGAAAUAACUGGAAACACAUUUGGUAGGUUUUUUUUUUUUCAAGUAGUGUUUGCUGCAAGACUACCGGCAUGCAGCAGGGCAGCCUUUUUUUACUGGCAGAUUACUUGCUCAUCUUGUGAAUGCAGACCCAGAAGCAAGGAGAGUUUAGGAGGCUGUAAGCAGCACAUUACCUCACAACUCAGUUCUUGUUCUUCAAAGCAGCCACAUGCCCUGCUAAAGUCAAGGAAGGGGUCUGCAGAUGUGACAUCUGUGUGAAAUCUAUUUUCUGGCCUCUACCUUUCUUUCCACUCUCUGUAGUCCUAGACCAGUAUUCCCUACUGGGAAGAAAUUGCAUCAUUCCUAGUUCACUUUCAGCAUAGAUGUGCUUAUUUUGUAAACACAAGACACAGUUUGUGUAUUUGCAGAUAGUAUGGCCAAGCUAGAAGUAAUUUGUAGACUGAUAAUCAAACCUCGACUUUUGUUGUCAUGUUUUUGGCAGGAAGUUGGCAUCUGCAUGUAUGCUAAAAGUGAAUGAUGUUAAACCAAUAAGGGUCAGUAAUAUUUUCAUUUAUUGUUUCUGAAUUCUGUCUGCAAAUUCUGACUGUACAUACUGAUGUAGAUACCUUGCAUUGAUUGUUUCAUCUCUCUGGCUUUGUACAACUGCAUUUGUACUUUAUGUGAUGCUUCAGACAACAAGAUCAGAUCUAUACCCACAUUUCGUUGCAUGUCAUUCAGUGAAUUUUUGUAUACAUUUUUUUUUUAUUAUGAUAUCACAUCGGCAAAUAAAGGAUCAAUGCCAAAACCUUGUAAA
This is a messenger RNA of Pomacea canaliculata, 9855 nucleotides long. RefSeq names its product tyrosine-protein phosphatase Lar-like. The transcript is spliced from 37 exons. Gene Ontology annotation, biological process: protein dephosphorylation. The record is from RefSeq and is a predicted model, not a curated record. The coding region runs from base 643 to 6534 and encodes 1963 amino acids. NCBI's taxonomy places the organism in Eukaryota, Metazoa, Mollusca, Gastropoda, Architaenioglossa, Ampullariidae. Gene Ontology annotation, molecular function: protein binding; protein tyrosine phosphatase activity.